AUGGCCAAACUCUCCUCAUUCUGGACACUUCUUUUCCUCGUCAUCGCAUGCACGUCUCUUGUGUUUGCACAAGACGAACAACAAGAGAACCCAAUUAUCACUGCUGAUCUUGAUAUCACUGCACAAUUCCCUGAUAACCCAUUUGGAUUGAUCGUCAAUGGCCAGCGCAACAAGGUUCUUUUAUCAGUUACCAAUAAGGAAGAUGUGGAUUACUCUGUGCUCGCUGUUUCUGCCAAGGUUUCCCAUCCUGACAACCCUGACAAGAUCCUUCGCAACUUGACCGCUCUUCGUUAUGACUUGAACAUCCCUGCUGAAGGUACCGUCGAGAUCCCUUACGCUUUUUACUCUGAAUUCGCACCUGGAGAGCUUGCUUUGACCGUGUUCGUUGAUGUUUUGGGCGGCGAGAAGAUUGUCCGUGUUACUGGUUAUGAUGGAUUGAUCACUAUCACUGAUCCCGAGACCUCGUGGUUGGAUCCUCAAUUGAUCUUUUUGUACAUUGUUCUCGGUGCCAUCAGUCUUGGUGUUGGCUAUAUCAUUCGUGAAGCAUUCUUUGGUGGUGCUAAGAAGACCAAGACCAAGAAGGCAUCAAAGGAACCUGCUGUUCAACCUUCCCACCGCGAUGAAAAGGGUCAAAUGGUUUUGGAUGAAUCCUGGAUUCCUGAGCAUCAUCUCAAGAACAGCCCCAAGCAGUCUCCUCGCGCCAAGAAGAGAUCCAACCGCAAGUAA
Molecule: messenger RNA, 726 nt
Organism: Lichtheimia ornata
Lineage: Eukaryota; Fungi; Mucoromycota; Mucoromycetes; Mucorales; Lichtheimiaceae
Exons: 7
Coding region: 1-726 (241 amino acids)
Cellular component (GO): endoplasmic reticulum; endoplasmic reticulum membrane
Source: RefSeq, a predicted model, not a curated record